Papilio polytes (common Mormon) is the source of this 5673-nucleotide messenger RNA. RefSeq names its product 5'-3' exoribonuclease 1 (gene pcm). NCBI's taxonomy places the organism in Eukaryota, Metazoa, Arthropoda, Insecta, Lepidoptera, Papilionidae. The coding region runs from base 444 to 4910 and encodes 1488 amino acids. The record is from RefSeq and is a predicted model, not a curated record. Gene Ontology annotation, biological process: rRNA catabolic process; nuclear-transcribed mRNA catabolic process. Gene Ontology annotation, molecular function: RNA binding; 5'-3' RNA exonuclease activity. Gene Ontology annotation, cellular component: nucleus. The transcript is spliced from 32 exons.
CGAAGCUUAAAUAAACUCUACAAAAGAACAGAAAUAGUGUGUUUUUAAAAAGAUAACAAAUUUAACUGAAAAUGCUGUAAAAAUUUCUUACUCCGCUUAGUAUAAACCAACAAAAUGGUUACGAGUCAUUCGUAAUUCGAGUCAACUCGAGUCACUCGCAACUCGGGUUGUCAAAAAUUUCACUCGAGUCCGAGUAAGAAAAAAAUGACUCGAGUCACUCGAGUAAAAAGCAACUCGAGUCCCAUCACUAGCACAGACUAAAAUCAAGUUUAUUAUAAUUUAAUAUUUUAAUUAAUCUUCUCGUUUAUUUUAUAAAUCUGGUUAAAGUAAACAGGUGUUCAAAUUCAUGAAUACUGUUAUCAAGAUUAGAAUCUGUACUUGUUGGACUGAAACUAGAGAGUAAUAUCAGAAUCUGCAACUGAACAGUUGGAAGAUUAAUUAAAAUGGGUGUCCCAAAAUUCUUCAGAUAUACCAGUGAAAGGUAUCCUUGCCUAAAUGAGCUCGUCAAACAAUAUCAGAUACCAGAUUUCGACAAUAUGUAUUUAGACAUGAAUGGUAUAAUUCACAAUUGUUCCCAUCCUGAUGAUUCAAAUCCUCACUUCAGAAUCACUGAGGAGAAAAUCUUUCAGGAUAUAUUUCACUAUUUAAGUAUGUUAUUUCAAAUUAUAAAGCCAAAGAAACUGUUCUUUAUGGCUAUUGAUGGAGUAGCUCCUAGAGCUAAAAUGAACCAGCAGAGAGGCAGGAGAUUUCGAUCUGCAAGGGAAGCAGAAAAAUUGGAAGAAGAUGCUAAAGAGAAAGGUGAAGUUCUUCCAACAGAGAAGCGUUUUGAUAGCAAUUGUAUCACACCUGGUACGGUGUUCAUGGCACGCUUGCAUGACCAGUUAAAAUAUUUUGUUAAAAAACAAAUAUCAGAAGAUCCGCUUUGGUCCAAAGUGAAAGUAGUACUGUCGGGACAUGAGACACCCGGAGAAGGUGAGCAUAAAAUUAUGGAUUAUAUACGCUGGGCUCGCUCCCAGCCUGAUUACGAUCCUAAUACAAGACAUUGUUUGUACGGCUUGGAUGCUGAUCUUAUAAUGUUGGGAAUGUGCACCCAUGAACCACAUUUUGCAUUGUUGCGAGAAGAGGUUAAAUUUGGUAAAACAACACAGCGUGCUACCAGCCCGGAAGAAACAAACUUCUACCUCCUCCAUCUCUCUCUACUUCGGGAAUACUUAACUCAAGAGUUCAUAGAUAUCAAAGACAACUUGCCUUUCAAGUACGAUAUAGAGAAAAUUGUUGAUGAUUGGGUCUUGAUGGGAUUUCUAGUGGGCAAUGAUUUUAUACCCAAUUUGCCUAACAUGCAUAUUAACAAUGAUGCAUUACCCAUCUUAUAUAAAACUUAUAUGACAGUUUUACCAACAUUAGAUGGUUAUAUAAAUGAAGCAGGUGACCUAAAUCUGCCUCGCUUUGAGCUGUUUAUGCAAGAACUAGCUAAAAUUGACAAAGAGAAGUUCCACGACACUUAUACUGAUUUAAAAUUCUUCGAAGCAAAGACAGGAAGGAGACCGAAUGCAAAUGAAAGAAAAGUGUACAAACCGAACAAUGAUGACACAUUCAAUGUGAACAUAGAUCAUAUCAAAGCGAACAAACCUGAUAAUGAAUUACAAGCACUUAUUAAGGCCACCGAAGAUAUGUAUAUGGACGAUAUGGAUAUAAAUAGUGAAGAGGAAUAUGAAGAAACCAGUGAUGAGGAAGCGAACAUAGAAAUGGAGUUCAUUCAACAUAAGAAAGAUUAUUAUAUGAACAAAUUGGACUAUUCCAAAGUUACUGAGGAGGUGUUAGCGGACCAGGCGGAGGGCUACGUGCGCGCGAUACAAUGGAACUUGUGGUACUACUACAAGGGCUGUCCUUCCUGGUGUUGGUACUACCCACAUCACUACGCUCCAUACAUCUCCGAUAUCAAAGGAUUUAAAGACCUCAAGAUAGAGUUCGAGUUGGGUGAACCCUUUAAACCUUUUGAACAGUUAUUGGCAGUGUUACCAGCUGCUAGUAAACAACUCCUGCCUACCCCAUUUCAUGAUCUGAUGACGGAUGAAGACUCCCCCAUUGUGCACUAUUACCCUGUCCACUUCGAGACUGACCUCAACGGCAAGAGGAAUGACUGGGAGGCUGUUGUACUUAUACCAUUUAUUGAUGAGACAAAUUUGCUGUCAGCGAUGGCGCCCUGCUACCAGCGAUUGACUGAAGAUGAAUUGAAAAGGAAUAGUCAUGGGCCUAUGUUGAUAUACAACUGGUCUCCUGCUAACUUAGGUGUGGCAUUAUCUCCGGCAUACUUCCCGCCGAUAACGGAGAACCACGCCAUCGAGCUGCUGGUGUUUAGGUCCAAGCUGGACGUGCCGGAGGACCAGCUCAAGAGGGGAAUGCUGCCUAACGCCAAGCGUGACCUACUCUACCCUGGCUUCCCUACCAUGCGACAUCUUAAGUAUAAGACCAGCUUAAUAAAGAAGCAUGUGAAAGUGUUCGACCAACCUUCCCGCAACGAGAACAUGAUAGUGGAGAUCAUACGAGAGGAGGAGCCUCCUCUGGAGCAGGUGGCGAGGGAACUGCUGGGCAAGGUCAUAUGGGUCGGCUGGCCACAUCUCACCAAAGCUAAAGUGAUAUCAGUAUCUAAUGAGAAGAUGAGGAUGCAUCAUGUGGGGAAGAAUAUGGACGUCCAGGGUACUUACUCCACAGAAGUGAACGCAGGAAAUCUACACAAACAGUGGAUAUCUGAACGAUCUACUAUUAUUGAACACAAUAUGAAUCGACUUGGCAUUGAAUUAGGAGACGUCAAUAUUAUAGUUCAUGCUGUUAAUAUUAAAGGUUACAAGUAUAUAAUCCAGGAUAAAACGGCGAUGGUGCGUAAAGCGGAGUGGUGCGAGGUGCCGUGCGGGUACGCGCUGCAGGCCGUGCUGCCCGUCGCCGCAUACCACACCACCACCCACCAUAGGUUCUGCUCACCCCAGGAGGCAUACCCCGUAGGAGAACACGUCUUCUUGCUGACCCAAGGACAGUAUUAUGGAUGUUUGGCUAAGAUCGUGGAUUCCGAGUGCAUAGGCAGCGGGCGCAUCAAGGUGUGUGUGACGGAGACCAGCGAGCCAUCGCCCGGCCGCCGCCUCCUCGCCAGCCCCUACCGCGCCGCCAACCACGCUGCAGCAGCUUGCGGUAUCUCUGCACAGAUGCUGUCUCGCAUCACCGGCACUGUUCUUGUUAUUCUCGGUGAAAGGAAUAACCUUCCUACAGAAAAUCAGAAUAAACUUAACAUAGGACUUAAUCUUAAAUUCAACAAAAAGAAUCAAGAGGUGUCGGGGUACACGCGGCGCUGCGCCGUCAGCAACUCGUGGCAGUACUCGGAGCGCUGCCUCGACCUCGUGAAGGCGUACGCGCAGCACUUCCCAGAGGUCUUCGACAAUCUGCCCUACCACUACGACAAGAAUAUCAUAUUCGAAGAGGAAUUGUGGCCGGGGGAAGUCGGAGAGAAGAAGCCGCAAGCGGUGGUGACGUGGCUGAAGGCGCAGGGCGCGGGGCGCGCGGCGCGGCGCACGUGCGGCUCGCAGGCGCUGGAGCCGGAGGAGCUGCGCGCGCUCGCCGCACACGUGGACGCGCAGCAACACCACACACAGCAACAGAAGACACCCACCUUGCAUGUCAAAUGGACCUUGUUGUAUAAGCCGGAACUACACGAAGGCAACAUAUCCCCGGACCCUAAAGCAGACUACCAGCUGUUAGACCGCGUGGUGUGCGUGUCACGCACUAUGAGCGUGCCGUACGCACUACGCGGCACUAUCACGGCGGUGUACGGGCCCGCGGACUGCAACACGGUGCGCCUCGCAGACAAACUGAAUGCCACCCCUUCCUACCAGGUCAUGUUUGAUACACCCUUCCCUGGGGGCAUGCUGGAGGAGGGCUUCAAUGAAACCAGGUUUUACAGAAUGCAGGAGAGUAAGAUGUUGAACAUAUCGUACGGUCGCAAGCUGCGCAGCGCCGCCGCGCUCGCGCCCGAGCCCGAGUGGGCGGCGGCCGGCGCGCCCCCAGCCCCCGCCGCGCCCCCAGCGCCCCCAGCGCCCGUCCUACUGCGCCGCGAACACCGCUCAGCCUUCGCCAGCUACAGUCCGCCGACAGACAGACAGACGCCGAUUGCCGACAAGAACAAGGCAGUACCCAACAUUGUCAAUAAUGGCGGCCCUCCGGAUAACGCAACAAAUCUUCUCAGAAGUUUACUUAAGAUAAGUGAAACUGAAACCGAAAUUAAUAAGAAAAAUAAGAAUUCCGUUGAACAAACUAACUGGCGUAAAACCGAGAAAACUCCAUUGUCGCCGCCAAAGCCGCAAGACAACUGGCGUAAGGAAAGCAAUCGAGCGCCCGCGCACAAUGAAUGGACAAACUCCAAUUUGAAGAACGCAGCGCCGUUCCCUCAGCUGGUGGGCAUGUCGAAGCCUCUGCAGGUGCCGGGCGCCGCACACCUGCCCUUCCCGCAGUUCCGCCCGCACCCCCCGACACACCCCCAGCACCCCCCACACCCUCCGCACCCCGUGUUCGCACCGAGCACCCCCAACAACAUCGUGCUGGGACCCAGCUGGGUGCAAGGCAAUAAUCUAUCAACAGUGCCUAAUGCCAGUAAGCCAGUGUGUAGUACGCAGAGCGCGGACAGACUCUCCAAUCCAUUUGUACCCUUGCAAGUGCAGACCAGUCAAAGAAGAGUACAGAAUACGGUUCCUUCUAGCAGUAGAAGAGAUGGUUCAGAAGCGCUGGCGCAGCCCCAGCCCCAGCUCCCCGCGCAGCCGCCGCACGCGCAACACACCAUACCCCAACAGCCGCAAAAUGCAAAAAAGAAACCACAAAGGAAGAAGAAACCAAGGAUAGCGGCUAACUUACCUUUCCAAAUGGACUAAAAUCUAGAUAUAUACAAAUCUGUGUGAAUGUGGUUAAUAAGAAAACGACACAAGUGGUUAGAUCAGUAAAGAAAAUGACAGUUAAAUCUAUAAAAUAUGUAAUCAAACAACGAUAUUUGUUCUGUCUGAAAAUAUAUUAAACCUAGACAUGAAAAACAUGACAGCUAUACUGACCUCUAAAAAUGGACAGGUUAUAUUUUUGUGCUUAUUUGAUUUUAUCCCUUUUGGCGCUAAUUUUGUUGUAUGUAGCGAUGCAUAUCAGGAACUUUAAAAACUGUACAAAUCAUAACGAAUCAAUGCUGUAAUUUCCAAGCAAUUCUUUUGUAGAGAAAAAAAUAUCUUCCAACAUUUUUGACAUUGACACACGACGUUAGUGAGCUGUCAUAAUUUAAUUUGACUAAUGGAUAUAGGGACAGAUAACUUAUGUAAAAUCUAUUUUGAUAAUUGUUACUCUCUUCAUCGAAGACAUUGCUGUUUCGCCAGAUUUAACUAAGUAAAUAUUAACAGGAUUCUACGAAAAACAACCAACUAAAUAAUUAUGGAAUUAAUAUAAUGUAAAAGAUAUCAAAAGUGUAUAAUAAAAUUAAUUUUCAAAUGUUGCCAGUUGCAACUUUUUCGUAUAAUCUUUAUUAAUCUAAUCACAUAAUAUUUAUUUGUAUGACUGUACUUAUGUACAUUUUGUAAAUAAAUAUAUUGUAAGGACAUCUUUAAGAUAAUGUUAAUAGACUAUUUCCUAAUUAAUAAAUGUUUGUGAAUGUGUGAA